Molecule: messenger RNA, 1940 nt
Organism: Momordica charantia (bitter melon)
Lineage: Eukaryota; Viridiplantae; Streptophyta; Magnoliopsida; Cucurbitales; Cucurbitaceae
Product: magnesium transporter MRS2-2
Biological process (GO): magnesium ion transport; transmembrane transport
Cellular component (GO): membrane
Molecular function (GO): magnesium ion transmembrane transporter activity
Source: RefSeq, a predicted model, not a curated record
GUGAAGAAAAUAUUGCGAAGAUUCUUUGUCUGUGUUGAGGUUCGAGGCUUCAGGGUGUGGCCCAAUUGCCCCACCUUUCUUCCAUUUCCAUAUGCCCUCUGGAGAAUCGAAACUCGUCUUCUUCCUAUUCGGUUUCUUUUCUCUGCAACUGGGUGGAGAAGAAACUCCCAAUUCCUUCAUUUUCAGGGAAUCCCCCACCAAAAUCUUCAUUCCCUCUAAUUUCUCCGCCAUUGCCAUUGCCUUUUGAUUUCCGAAUCCGAUCCUUCCGUCCUGUCAUUUAUGGUGAAACGAUUUGUGUGAAACCACACUCCAAAGGGGGGCCGGGACUGGAGUUUUUUUUUUCCGAAUUCUGGGGAUGUGAUUGUUUUGGGGGAUGAUCAGGAAUGGCUCGGGACGGGCAUGUGGUGCCGGUGGAUCCACAGACGGCGCUGACUGUCAAGAAGAAGAAACAAUCUUCUCGGAAUUGGAUUCUCCUGGAUUGUACGGGCCAGGGGACCGUCCUCGAUGUCGACAAGUAUGCUAUUAUGCAUCGAGUUCAAAUUCACGCUCGAGACCUUCGGAUUCUCGACCCCUUGCUUUCUUACCCCUCCACCAUUUUAGGGCGUGAGAGGGCCAUUGUUCUUAAUCUCGAGCAUAUAAAGGCGAUCAUUACUUCUGAAGAGGUUUUGCUUAGAGACCCAACGGAUGAAAAUGUCAUCCCUGUGGUUGAGGAGCUUCAGAGGCGACUGCCUCCUUCUAAUGCUUUCCAGCUUCAGAUUCAAGGAGAUGGGAAAGAGUAUCAGGGGGGGCAACAUGAUGGUGAAGCUGAAGAAGAUGAAUCGCCAUUUGAAUUCCGUGCUCUUGAGGUAGCUUUGGAAGCUAUAUGUAGUUUUCUUGCUGCCCGGACAACUGAACUGGAGACUGCUGCUUAUCCUGCAUUGGAUGAGCUUACUGCCAAGAUUAGUAGCCGCAACUUGGACAGAGUUCGUAAAUUGAAGAGUGCAAUGACCAGGUUGACUGCAAGGGUUCAAAAGGUGAGGGAUGAGCUUGAACAAUUACUAGACGAUGACGAUGAUAUGGCAGACCUUUAUUUGUCAAGAAAGAUGGUCAGUUCAUCUCCUGUAAGCGGUUCUGGUCCUGCCAAUUGGUUUCCUGCCUCUCCUACUAUUGGUUCAAAGAUCUCAAGAGCCAGUAGAGCAAGUAUUGCAACCGUACGUGGGGAUGAGAAUGACAUCGAGGAGCUUGAAAUGUUACUGGAGGCUUACUUUAUGCAGAUUGAUGGUACCUUGAACAAAUUAACUACACUGAGAGAAUAUAUUGAUGACACAGAAGAUUACAUCAACAUUCAGCUUGACAAUCAUCGAAAUCAACUCAUUCAGUUGGAGCUCUUUUUAAGUUCUGGAACUGUUUGUUUGUCUAUCUAUUCUUUGGUGGGUGCAAUAUUUGGCAUGAACAUUCCAUACACUUGGAACGACGACCACGGAUACAUGUUUAAAUGGGUUGUCAUUGUUACUGGAGUAGCUUGUGCGGUGAUGUUCAUUGCAAUUAUUUACUAUGCCCGCUACAAAGGUUUGGUGGGGUCUUGAUCUUCUUGCGUCGAACUACCGACCCGUUACAGUCGUAAGUCGAAUGGUGGCAACGAGAAGAAUAAAAGAUAUAGAAAGAAGUCAAUUUGGAGAUGAGUUUAGAGGGAAAUACAUAGCUGACUAUACUUACAGGAUUCGGAAAAAGAAAAGGGAAAAUAAGAAGAUGGGAAGAGAUAAAUUUACGACCUGUGGUUUGAUCUUAUGGCAGAUUAUUAGCUACCAUAUGAAAUCAAAAGAUCUGCAGGUGUUUUUAGAGGCUCAUCUUUAUUUGAUUAACUGGAUUCUGGUUCUAUGGAUAAUUGUAUAAACAUCAUGUGGAAUGAAUUUUCUUACUCGUUUAUUGGGAAUCAGAAUACACAGGGAGUUAUGAAUUUA